AUGCAAGGUGGGACUCAAGGUCUCCCACAACAGGCUGAGACAUUCACCCUAUUCUCCCCACCCCCUCCCCUUCCCCUCUGCCUCGCUUCUCCCUACCCCCCUAUUCUCAAUCAUUCUCCCUUUUCCUCCCCACCCCUGUGCCUUCCCCUCGGCCCCCCAUGCAUGGCAGAGGUGGGCGUGGGAGGGAGGCAUGGGGAAAGUGGAGCGUGGGAGGAGGAAGCAUGCAAGGUGUUGACCUACCAGAGAGGCAGUGGGCGAGGAGGACCUGACGCACUGCCUGGAGCUGAGGGACCUCAAGGGACCACCCUUGUCAAAUGCCUCAUCUCAUCGCUACCUAUCUGCACGCUUUUACCCUGGCUCACCUCCCCCUCCCACCUGCCUGUGACCGCCACCCCACAGGACCUACCCUCGGCAGUGGGCGAGGAGGACUUGACGCACUGCCUGGAGCUGAGGGACCUCAAGGGGCGCUCCGCCAUGGUCAUGCCCGUGUGCGCCUAUGAUGGCACGGGGGUGAGGGAGGGAGUGACGUGGCUGGUGGAGGCAGUGAGGAAGAGCCAACGAGCAGACCUCAUCAAGCAAAGGGCCGAUGUUGCUGCUGCCUUCCGAUAUGGAUCCCGAUAA
This is a messenger RNA of Closterium sp. Naga37s-1, 621 nucleotides long. The record is from the annotation of a GenBank genome assembly. NCBI's taxonomy places the organism in Eukaryota, Viridiplantae, Streptophyta, Zygnematophyceae, Desmidiales, Closteriaceae.